Molecule: messenger RNA, 2947 nt
Organism: Oreochromis aureus
Lineage: Eukaryota; Metazoa; Chordata; Actinopteri; Cichliformes; Cichlidae
Product: zinc finger protein 646-like
Exons: 7
Coding region: 118-1458 (446 amino acids)
Biological process (GO): regulation of transcription by RNA polymerase II
Cellular component (GO): nucleus
Molecular function (GO): RNA polymerase II cis-regulatory region sequence-specific DNA binding; DNA-binding transcription factor activity, RNA polymerase II-specific
Source: RefSeq, a predicted model, not a curated record
AACGCUCAUUUCACAGAAACAAUAUUUUUCUUUUCGGAAGAAGAUCCCGACAAAGCGGCCCUGUUUCUUUUCAGCUUAAAAAAAAAUAAAACAUAGUCGAAAAUCUGAAAACCGACGAUGUACGCUCGGACAAAUACCAGCAGCACACAUGGAGACUUCCAAGAUAGAAACGGGGUGAACUAUGUUACAUCGACAGAGUCUUUCGGCCACUGCUCUCAAUUGUUCUGGAAAAAGGACCCCAACGACUCCGGACCAAGUUCAACGAUCAGCUGGUGCGAUCAGCUUCCUUCAUCCUCAGCAGCUCUCUCCACCUCCAGCCUCUCCUCAGCAUCGCUCUCCAGCUCCAGCCUUUCCUCAGCGUCGCUCUCCAGCUCCAGGCUCUCUAUGGAGUCCCAAGCACCAGCACCGGCGCCGCCGCCACCAGCAACAACAGUGUCAGACGACAUGGAAUCGGACGAGAGGCCGUACGUCUGCGACCUGUGCAGCUGCGCCUACAAACACGCCAGCUCCCUGCUGAACCACAAACUCACCCACAAGACCGGAGACUUCAGGUGCGACUUUUGCAGUAAGCCCUACACCAACUACAUGUCCUUGCGCAACCACAUGCGAAUCCACGGUCAGAAGCGCUACAUGUGCGACCUGUGCGGGAAGGCCUUUCGCCUGGCCCGGUACCUCCGUAACCAUCAGAGGAUCCACGACGAUGGGCCCAACCGCUUUGACUGUCCCUCCUGCUGCAAGAGCUACAGAACCAUGUUAGAGCUGGCUCAGCAUCGCUGUAGCGCUGCUGCGUCCAACCAGAACCGAUUCAACUGCCCGUCCUGCUUUAAGAGCUACCGAACCAUGCUGGACCUGGCCCAGCACCGCUGCAGCGCCGCGGCCAAAAACCAGUCCGGCGGUCGUCGCUCCAACUUCUCAGCUACACCUCGUCGCCAGCAACAACAACAACAACAACAGCAACAGCAGCAGCAGAAUAAUGCUAACUCCAUGAUGCAACCGCAUGGCGGACAUGGCCAGCCGGAACCUCUCCCCUCUCACUGCGUCUCACCAAUGUCCCAAGGAGGGCAGGGUGGGGGCGUGGCUAGUCAGCCUGUGCCUGACCCCCACCAGCAGGGCCGCCCCAGCUCGGUGUCCUCUCAGGGCAGCCAGCAGAACAUGAGGAGCUCGUCCUCCAAUAAACAUGUCUCCUCGUCCAACGCUACCCCGUCCUCCUCCUACUCCCUUCUUCAGCCCCUGGUGCCUGAGGUAAAGGAGAUGAGCUCGGGAUACACUAGGCUGAGCGCCAACCCCAUGCCGAAGCACCAGGACACUUUCUCUCUGCCCCCCCAGCGACCUCUCACCACCAUCAACCCCAUCGGCCACUCCCUUCAUCCGAACGGAGCGCCCACACUCAAGCCCUCCCCCGUGCCACGCACCAUCCAGGCCAUGCCCUGGGAACAGCGCUCCCUCUACAACCAAUGAGACACCUGGGGAACCAACACCUCCCUGUUCGCGUCACAUCUAUGACCACGCACCCUCCUUCUCCACCCCGACCCUCUCAGAUCCAGCGUCAAGGACGGACGACUGCCGGACGCCUGCCUUUUCCUUCAGUCCUCCUCUGGAACGUUGUUUGGGAUUGGGGGAGGGCACCGUUGAGAACUAGUUGAGAUUGAUUACUGAGUAGUUAGGUUUAAAACGAUGUGUUGCCUUGACCCUCAUGUAUGAUCUAUGCCAUGUACUGGAUAUAAGUUAAAAUGUCUGUCUCCUAAUCUGUCCUCACUAAGAAUUUAUCUCCCUCAUCCUCCUCUACCACCCUAGUUAUGAAAUAUUUAUCCUUCCCAUUAUGAGUAGUGUCUCCCCACCACCUUUUCCGUAUGUUAAAUGAAGCCUAUUUUUAUUAAGAGUGUGUUCCAAACCCAUGAUAAUGGAUUCCUGGCGCCAAGUUGUAAAAAUAAUUGUUAAAGGUUUUUAACAUAACACCCUUUUAUUUUAUUUUUCGUCCAAUGAGGUUUCUGGAAAAGUAUGGACGGGGGAAACAUGAACAGUUUCUUUGUAUUUUUUUUUUCACCCUCCCCUCGGACGAGCUCCAGAACGAACAUUGUGUAUAUUGUGCGUUAGGGGGUGUAAUGAAUUCCGUUCUCUCAGCAAGGACCACAAAAGAAACAUUUCUGCAAAAAACCCAUUUCUCCCUGUUCCUGCCCGUUCGGCUCAGGUGUGCUGUGGAGACUGAAGCCACCGAACAAGGACAGUCGGGGGCGCUGUUCUUUUAACACACAACUGAAAGCUCACAUUUUUUCUAAACUUGCAUCUGACUGGUGGUUUGUGGUUAUUGUAGUUUUAAUAAUAUGUUGGCUGGGAAUCGAAUCUAGAAGAUAACAGAGCGAGUCUCCAUCCCUUUUGUUCCAAACUGACUGUUACGAGGUUUGUUCCUUUCACUUUGAGGCAUUUGAAGAAGUGCUGUAUAAUUAUCACUGUCUCACUUCCACCCCUCUACCGAGAGCUGUGUCUGCUGUAAAGAUGUGACAUUGCCUUACAUCGCACCCCCUCCCACCACCACUCACUCAUGCCAUCACCAGUGACUUAGCAGUCACACCGGGCCUGGCUCCCACACACCUCCAGCUCCUGUAGGGAAAAAUCAAACACACACAAGACACCGCCUGACUCUCACUACUCCCAGGGUUUAGUUAAAGCUUAGAUUUCAGUAAGCAGCCAAUCACCUCUGGCCAAGUUAAUAAGAAUUUAGUCCAAUCUGACAGUGAAAUAAUGGCUCCAGUAUGUAGUUCUGUUAGAUUAUCUCUCGCUAACAUGGUGUUCAUUGAAAUACCCACAGUUCUACUGACAUUGUAUUUUCUCUUUUUAAAGUUGUUUCUAUUUUUAUUCAUAUGUUUUCAUUGUUGCUUUCUCUAUCCUUGUAAAGUGUCUUUGAGUAUUUAGAAAAGUGCUAUACAAAUAAAAUGUUUUAUUAUUAUCA